Pectinophora gossypiella (pink bollworm) is the source of this 6566-nucleotide messenger RNA. It is a transcript of the gene nwk, whose product is annotated as protein nervous wreck. The coding region runs from base 137 to 3184 and encodes 1015 amino acids. Lineage: Eukaryota; Metazoa; Arthropoda; Insecta; Lepidoptera; Gelechiidae. Gene Ontology annotation, molecular function: protein binding. The transcript has 18 exons. Gene Ontology annotation, cellular component: recycling endosome; neuromuscular junction. Gene Ontology annotation, biological process: regulation of actin filament polymerization; neuromuscular synaptic transmission. The record is from RefSeq and is a predicted model, not a curated record.
GUCAGUAUAGAAGAUUAACUUGUGAUAAAUGGUUGUUUAUAUUGAAUGUUAUACGUAGAUGGAACUAAAAUAGUAGAAAUGAUGAUUUUUUGAGAUUGUGGUUGGAAGUUUAAGUGGAUUACAAGUUAAUAUUAGUAUGGACUCUAAAAGGCAAAGUUACUACGAACGGGAAUACGGAAAGCCGCAAAGAAAGCAGCCUAAAGUAUUAAGUAAUUACGCGAAGUUCUUGAAGAACUUGCACACAGAGCAGAUAGCGAAGCUCCAUGCGAAGAACCAGCACGAGUGCGACCUGCUCGAGGACUUGCGCACCUACACCAUAAAGCGCUCCGCCAUCGAGAAGUCCUACUCCGAGGCUCUGCUAAAGAUAUCGUCGGCGUACCUCAACAAGAAGAUACCAAACAUCCCGGACAUCAAGACAGAUGGCGCCGAAGAGAAAUGGAACAUGUGGAACGUGUGGCGCACGGUGUUGGAGGAGAACGAGAAGCUUGCGCGUGCGCGGCUGGCUGCUGUCGAGGUCUUCCAGCAGCAGAUCGCCGACGAAGCCAAGUUUCUGCGGCAGCAUAAGCUCAAUGUCGCCAAGAAAUGCACGGACACACUAGCGCAAGCGCAUAAGGAGCUGCAACUGACCGUGCUGGACGUGGACAAGAACAAGAAGAUGUACUUCGACGAGGAGCACACGGCCCACGACGUGCGCGACAAAGCCAAGGACAUCGAGGAGAAACUGAAGAAGAAGAAAGGAUCCUUCUUCCAGUCGAUAACAUCGCUGCAGAAGAACAGCGCCAAAGUCUCGUCCAGGAGAGAUCAGCUGGAGGAGAAGUCCACGGGCGCCAGGAACGACUAUCUUCUCAGCAUUGCCGCUGCUAAUGCUCACCAGAACCGCUACUUCCUGGUGGAGCUCCAGUCCUGCAUGCAGAGCAUGGAGUCGUCGGUGUACGAGAAGGUGUCCGAGUUCCUGACGCUGAUGGGCCGCACGGAGCUGCUCACCUGCUCCGCCACGCAACACUCGUUCGGCAAGAUCCGCGACCAGGCCCAGCAGCUCACCCGCGAGUACAACUUACAAUGCCUGUACCUCUACUAUCCGGUUCUUAAGCAGCACAUUCAGUACGAGUACGAGCCGUGCGACAACGACCCGGUAGACACGGUGACGAUGGACCACGAGUCCGUGGUACAGACGCUAGCGCAGGAGGCUCGUCGCUGGGCCACGCGCGUCGUGCGCGAGACCGCUCUCGUGCGCGAUGCUACGCGCAAGAUCCAUCUGUAUCAGGCCAUGCGUGAUGCUGGGCAGAAGGUGGAUCCGAACGACCCGAACGGCCCGGAACUGGAGGUCCGCCUUGAUGAGCUGCGCGCCACCAUCCGUCGCUCGGAGACUUCCAAGGUGAAGUACGAGGCGCGCCUGGAGUGCCUGCGGAACAGCGGCGCUCCGGUGGACGAGUGGCUGAAAGAAGUAGACCUGCUCGCAGUGCAAGACACCCUGCCCCGCAGCAGCAGUCUACUCAGUGUGAGGACCGAUGCCUCUGGAGCCGCUGACCACCCGAGCUCGGACUCCUUCUACGACAGCGAUAACACAGACGGCGAAGCGGCCACCUCGGCCCCUCCGGCCACCACCUCCGGCCACCAGCGCACCACCUCCGGGUCACAGCAUGAGGAUGACCACGACGAGGAUGUCGAUGCUGUGUUGGAGGAGGAGCGCAUGCGCAUUGAGUCACUGACUGUGGGUUGGGAUGACCCUACUCAGGUGAACUGGGGUGAACCCGAAACUGAGGCCGUCAUCGAGGCCGAGCCGCCGGCCCCAUCUCUUUACAAAUGCACUGCGCUGUAUUCUUACACGGCUCAAAACCCGGAUGAGUUGUCGAUCAUUGAGAAUGAGCAGUUAGAGGUGGUCGGUGAAGGCGACGGAGACGGUUGGCUGCGCGCACGCAACUACCGCGGGGAGGAGGGCUACGUGCCCCACAACUACCUUGAUGUUGAUCGUGAGCAGGCUUCGAGUGCUCCGGGGCUGGUGAGCCAGAUAUCCUUCUCCUCUGUGGACUACACGGUGGAAGGCGAGGACGCCGACGUGGUCCAGUCACCCGACCAGAUCUCGGUGAUCUCAGCUCCGGUGACCAAGCCGGAGGAGAAGCCUGAGCCAGCAAAGGCCGAGGCUGCCAAACCAGAUCUGCCUACACUGGGCUACUGCUUCGCGCUCUACGAUUAUGAUGCCGAAGGCGAUGAUGAGCUCAACUUGGAAGAAGGACAGAUGAUUCGCAUCGUGUCCCGCAACGCCCACGGCGUUGACGACGGCUGGUGGCGCGGCGAGGCCAACGGGAUCACCGGAAACUUCCCCUCGCUGAUCGUGGAAGAAUGUGACGAGAACGGCGAGCCCCUGAGCACCGGGGAGACAGACUGGACGCCCCCGGGCUCCGCGCCGCCGGCGGCGUUCGCCUCGCCGCCGACCUCGCCGCCGGCUGACGGCGCUGACGAUGAGCUGAUCCUGGGCGAGAACAACAACACAAAGAGCGGCGCGCCUCCCGCGCUGCCGCCGCCGCCGCCGCCCCCAGAGUUCGCGGAGUUCGGCGAGUCCAUGGACAGCCAACCUGACUUCAGCUUUAACUUAGAGCUAAGUAGGAACCAGCAGGACCACUACGACAUGCAGUUCGCUCAGGGCUCCGAAGCCCCCGCCUCCGCGUCUCCCGCCGCCAUAGCAACCCCUGCCGUUGUUACUAUCGUUGUCGAUGAGGUUGUCGGUGAAAAUUUAGAGGACCAGGAGGAGGAGGAAGCGACACAGGCGCCGGCGCCCAAGCCGAGCAAGCCAGUGCCGCCCAAAGUUGAAUUGCCGGAGACUAGCGGGCUGGGCGUGGGCAUCGUGAUCACGGCCGCCACGCCCAUGGUAGAGGAGCCCGAGCAGCCGUUCCCGCCGCCGGAGCCGGAGGCGGAGUCAGAGCUGGCGGACGAGCCCGACAACGAAGACGAGGAGUCGUCGCUCUCGGAGCAGACGGCCGUGUGCCUGCGCGACGACGACGGCCACGCCGACGCGGCUCCGCACCCCGCCUCCAGCUCCACGGCCUCAGAGGGCGAAUCCACCGGGCCCCCCACCGCGCCGCAGUCGCCCCCCGCCGCCGUACGCGCCGGCCGCGCCUCCAUCCCCGACGAGCUCGAGCCCGCACAGCUAGCCAGGCUCACUGACCUCAAAGAGUCUAACGCUUAAGUCCCUGUAAUCUUGACGUCAUAUUCUCGCUAACUUACUACUGACGCACACCUGAUAUCUUUUGUGAGAAAGUUAUAUUUUCCCAUUGUCGACAUCAAUAAUACUAUCUUAAUAAUAUGAUGUGUACAUUCAAACAAAAGUAUUUUUUUCUAACUCCUCUACACAGACUGUGAAAAUCAAUAGAGGCAUGUCUGUACAAAGGAAGGAACUAACAAGAAGACAUAUAUUUGUUAAACCAGGUCUCAUUAUCUUAUACAAGAGGCACAAAACGUAUCACGUAUGCGCGGAUUCCCACUCUUUAACCUGUCACGGUCCAACUAUCCUAUCGUACUGGGAAUGUGGCUUUUAGUUCUAAGGGAUACUAGGCCUAAUUAACGGCGCUUCCCCUUCAAUUUCGAAGGUAGGACGACGGACGCCGGCGACUUUCAGUACUCCCACACAUCAAACUGACAAAUGUAUCUCCGUCAAGUAGUGGAGAGGUUACUGAAAGUCGUGUAAGGACCGUCUCUUGCAGAAUGGUUAUGAUUUAUUUGUAUUCACCUUCCCUGUCAAAUCUAUUUUUGUGAAGUAUUUUAUAAACCCGACCUUACGCUUCAUAUUUUUUCCUUUUAUAAAACUAUGUACGUUAAAUGUUAUAUUUCUAAACCAAGAUUCGAUCCUAUAAAUAUAUGCCCCAAUGUAUGACAGUGAGACGGUCCUCAUGUAGAUGUGUUGUAUAUAGUUAUACUAUUUACUAGUAAAUUACUGGGCACGAUUUAGUACCUACCUGCUGACUAGAAGGUAUGAUAGAAUGAUAUUGUACACUUGAGCUGUGUGUUGGCCAGAUUAAUUCUAGAUUAUUUUACAUCUGUGCGAGCUAAAUAUUAAGCAUUUGUUGUAUAGUUUAGUGUUUAAAUAAUACUUAAUAGUCACACACGAUAUACAAUAAAAAUACACUAUAAUAAUAACUUUAUACUCUUACUUCAUAUACCUACACAUUUUCACGGGAGUGUGUAAUAUAAACUCAUUCGACACUACUAUUAUUGUUUUAUUUAAAAAUCAUAUAUUUGUUUCUUCAUAUUGAUGUCAUUUCGAUUAAAAAUUAUUCUUGUGUCCUAAAUUGAUCUUAAAAAGUACUUACUGUAGUUUCAAACAACGAUGGCAAAACAUUUAAAAUGUGUUAUCGUAGAGAGUUAUAUUCAUUUAUUUUUUGUUACUCUAUGCAAAUGCGAAUACUCAAGCGAAUGUGUAUUGUAAUGCUCUGUGAAUUUUGGCCAACACAGAAGCGAAUAAGGCGUUGCUGAGUUCCCUCACUGAACCUUUAUACCUCUGGCUUCCUAUCGGAUCUUGUACCAGUGGAUAUAAAGCUGAGUGACGGAAAGUAGGAUUACGUAUACAGGGUGUUACUACCUUCUUCUUUUCACACAUCAACUGCCUAUAUCUCAAGUCCAUUUGUAACGAAAAUUUCUUAGAAAUACUUUACUUAUGUUAGCGCACUUCCAUAUUUAGGUCAAACAUGAUUUAUGGAUUAAUUGAGUACCUACCUAAGAAAUAAGUAAUAUUCCUCAAUCUGUCCUAUAUAAACAACUUUAUACAACUUUCUAGUUAUUAUACACUUCUGUUCUUUAUGUCACAUCAACUAUAUGAUGUGAUUGAACAAAUUAUGUUAUUAAGUGUUAAGUAUAACGAUUGCAUGCGCAUUUUAAACUACGUCUGUUUGGUAAACGUUGUGAAAUAAUAUUGCACAUUUAAAUAUCACAUACUUAGCCUCAGUAUUAUUAUCAUUAUUAGCUAUUACUUAGAGAAUUAAUUAUAUGUUCUGUGUUACCAUUAAUAUAUAGGAUACAUUAAUAGAUAAAUAUACUUUCUUUUAAAUGUUUAACACGUGUAAGUUUAAUAUAUUAUUGUUAUAUUAUACGUAUUAUAUAUGUUAAAAACAGAAUCGAGAUGCUAAUUCAUUUACCAGUAUGAAAGAAAUAGGUAUAUAAUAUGUUGUAGGGAUAAUGAAGGGACUUGGGAUAUGAGAUUUAAUGUUGUGACGUGGUUUAAAGUGAUAAAGCCUGAGAAAUACUGUAAAUUAAUCUCAGGCUUUCUAUUCGCUGCGAUAUUUACGAGUUUUUUUCAAGUAGACGAGUUGUUUGAGAUGGUCAUUUCGAACGUCGCUAAGAUUGGUAAUUGAGCUGGCAUCCCGCUGAUAAUACCUUUGGGCGUUGAGACAGAGCUCUGCUACUUACGGCAUAGUUUGGUGAUAUUACUACAUUGCUGCACGUAGGGAAUGAUUGAGAAAUAAAUCAACAGCUUGCGUUUAAAUUUAAAGAACUCGAUGAAAACUUUGGUAGUGGUUAGGAAACCUACUGCGGCCCAAAGGUAUCGCACGUAGUAGAUGAUUACUAUUAUAAUUCAUUAUUGUAUGGCUCAUUACUCAUGAAUAUUUGGCAAGAAGACUGUAGCACUCUGGAUAAUAUCACUGUAAUAAAAAAUUGCACAGAAUAAAAAUUGACUGUUACUAUUAAUUACAAACUCGAUGGUGAUUCAUGUAUCCGUUCACGCAUUAGCGACUGGCUCAGAGAAAGUGUUAUGUAAUAUCUUGUUAUGAAAAUGAAUGAGAAGGUGAGGAAGUAUUAGUUGUAAUAUUUUAGUAAUUACCCAUAAUAACACGCGUGAGGGUAUAACGUCGUAUCGCUGAAGGGAAUACCUAUGCUUUGAACAUUGUUGUUAUUCUUCAUCCGAGCAGGUCGCUCGUGGGUAAACAAUACGUGGAUUAGCAUCUUUGUUGUUUGUGAUACAUACAAUACUACUUAUAGCUAUAUCGUAUCUAAGUGUUGCUUUUCCUUUAGAUAAAUAAAAAUAUACCUGGAGGAUAUUAGAUCACGUUAGCCUUAACUGUGGCAUUGCGUAAAUAUGAUUGUCCGAUGUAUCAAAGUUCCAAGUCUCCAGUAAGUAAACGAAAAGUUGAGUUUAUCAUACACACUUUUACAUUUAUUUUAAAAUCGUAAUGUUUCUUAUAUGAAACAAGUACUAUUUAACUGGAAGCUUACAACGUGCGCGGUAACUAAUUGAACAUCUCGAAACUUCCACUCGCUCUAUUUAUUUUUACACUAGUAACAAAGUACGACUACCGAUGUCUCAUCCCAUUAGUAGUAAGUAUUAUGGAAACAUAUUAUUGUGUUAUAGUAAUUUCGAUCCUUCAUGUCGAUUAUAUAACUGAAGUUUGUAUGGAGCUCGAACUUACUGGAGACAGAAUAGGUAAUAACAUUCAGAUAUCAGGCUAAAGCAGAAAAGAAAGAGAGAACCAAAUUUUCCUUGGCAACAAAAGCGAUCUUUCGAACAGGAAUUGGGUUGGGAACAGUUUCCUACGUCAAAGAUAAAUUACUAAAUUCUGAUAACUAAAAAGAGAUCUGAA